Molecule: messenger RNA, 478 nt
Organism: Amblyraja radiata (thorny skate)
Lineage: Eukaryota; Metazoa; Chordata; Chondrichthyes; Rajiformes; Rajidae
Product: 60S ribosomal protein L36a
Exons: 5
Coding region: 104-424 (106 amino acids)
Biological process (GO): translation
Cellular component (GO): ribosome
Molecular function (GO): structural constituent of ribosome
Source: RefSeq, a predicted model, not a curated record
UCCCGCCCUCCCCGUCGUCAGAAUCCCAGCAUUCCGCUCCGUAUAAGCGGCGCGCUGACGUCAGCACGUCCCUUCACUUCCCGCUGCCCGGGUGCGGGGCAAGAUGGUUAAUGUGCCGAAGACCCGCAGGACGUACUGCAAGAAAUGCCGCAAGCACCAGCCGCAUAAAGUGACCCAGUACAAGAAAGGAAAGGACUCGUUAUACGCCCAGGGUAAGCGGCGUUACGACAGGAAGCAGAGUGGUUAUGGUGGACAGACUAAACCUAUUUUCCGUAAAAAGGCCAAGACGACCAAGAAGAUCGUGCUGAGGCUGGAGUGUGUGGAGCCCAACUGCCGCUCCAAGAGGAUGCUGGCCAUCAAACGGUGCAAGCACUUUGAGCUGGGAGGAGACAAGAAGAGAAAGGGCCAAGUCAUCCAGUUCUAAAUUGCAUCCUCUGGUUUGUUGAGUUCACCGUCACAAUAAAAGUCCUGUCUGUUG